AUGUGAAUUAUUAAAAAGAAAAUGGCCCAACGGAGCACUGCAUUUCCUUCUCUCGUCACCGAGGAAAGGUAUAAUAUAUGGAAAAUAUGCAUCUAAGGCGAGUUAGAACCAUGCCCCGACACAACCAGUCCCUGACCAUGGCACCCUACUCAUCUGUAAGCCUCGUGGAACAACUGGAAGAUAGGAUCCUCUGUCACGAGAAGACAACUGCUGCCCUCGUGGAGCACGCCUUCCGGAUUAAGGACGACAUCGUCAGCAGUUUGCAGAAAAUGCAGAACAAAGGGGGCGGUGACCGCUUGGCCAGGCUUUUCUUGGAGGAGCACAUCAGAAACAUAACUGCCAUCGUGAAGCAACUGAAUCGGGAUAUCGAGGUACUCCAGGAGCAGAUCCGGGCCCGGGACAACAUCAGCUAUGGAACGAAUUCUGCCUUAAAGACUCUGGAGAUGCGUCAGCUCUCCGGUUUGGGAGACCUUCGGGGAAGAGUGGCAAGAUGUGACGCCAGCAUAGCCAGACUCUCUGCAGAGCACAAAACAACUUACGAGGGGCUCCAGCACUUGAACAAAGAACAGCAAGCUGCCAAACUUAUCUUGGAAACAAAAAUCAAAGAUGCAGAGGGACAGAUUUCUCAGCUUUUGAACAGAGUGGACUUGUCGAUAUCAGAGCAAAGCACCAAAUUGAAGAUGUCCCACAGAGACAGUAACCACCAGCUUCAACUUUUGGAUACAAAAUUUAAAGGUACGAUUGAGGAACUCAGUAAUGAGAUUUUAUCUGCACGGAAUUGGUUGCAACAGGAACAAGAACGGAUAGAGAAAGAACUUUUACAGAAAAUCGAUCAGCUUUCCUUGGUUGUUAAGGAAAACAGUGGAGCCAGCGAAAGGGACAUGGAGAAGAAGCUCAGCCAGAUGUCAGCCAGACUUGACAAAAUAGAAGAGAGUCAGAAGAAGAAUAUGGAAGUGCAGAGAACAAAACAAGAAGAGGAGAAAGUGCAUGGGCGCAUCAGCAAGCUGGAGUUACAGAUGAAUGAGGACAUGAAGGAAAUGAAAGCAGAAGUUGAUGCUGGGUUUACAGCCAUCUAUGAAAGCAUAGGAUCCCUCAGGCAAGUUCUUGAAGCCAAGAUGAAGUUGGACAAGGACCAGCUGCAGAAGCAAAUCCAGCAGAUGCAGAAGCCAGAGGCUCCCAUGUGAAGGGAGCUGGGACAAGGACCUCACAAGUGGUUCUGCCAGUGGGCCGAGAGCUGGAUACCUCUGUAGCUAGGCUGUCACCACAUUCAGGAGUGUUCUAUUCAUGGCGUGCAUGUGCCAAGCAAUGUGUUUUCAUGGGUCUGAAUGUUUACCUUGAGUCUCAAAAACACUUUCUUUAAAAGUAUUAAGUACAAUUUUUACCAAUUUAUUCCAUUUCUCUAAAUUUGAUGGAAUAUCCUCCCUGCCCCUAGAUUUGGAAAAGCUUUUAUCCCCUUCAUUUUAUGAAUGAAAAGACUUAACGACUUUCCUUCAAUGCUUGACGCUCUAGCCAAGACUUCACUAUUUUGAAAAAUGUCAUGGUGAUUUUUUUUUUUAAUUAAGAAACUAAUGAAUUGUCACAGGAAUGUGUUGCUCCUCACCCUAAAUUAAGAGAAUGUCCUGGUAGACUAGAAUUCAACCUUUUAGUCCAUAUUUGGAUUUUAUUAUUGUUAUCUGUGCAUUUCUUAUAUGGUUAUCUUGUAAAUCUUCUGUCUUUUGUAGGGAGAAGGGAUUUAACUUUUGGAAAACCACCCCUGCCACCAUUUAUGUAAUGAAAAUAGCUUGAAGAUUGAUAACUGCCAUAUACAUUGCAAAUUAAAGUGGAAACUUAAGACAGUUAUCUAGAUAAUGCAAGGCACCAUAUCCACAUCGACCACCUACUUAUACCAGGUUUUAAUAUUGAAAACUUUUUUCAAUUAUCCACAGCCUGUAUAGUGAUAGCCAUAUAUUUAAUAAUGGAAUGGUGGUUAAUAGUCUGUUUAUUGCACAAUUAAUUGUUAAUUAUAAUAGGAUGUGAGAAUUUUUCAGGCUUUAUGAUCUCCUCUCUAAAUGUUUCCAAAAUUGGCACAAAGUGCUAACUAAGGUUUAUACACACUUAUUGUAACUGUAUUCUUGUGCCUUGGUUUUACCACGUCAAUGCACUGUAUCCUCUAAAAGUUUUACGGACAAAAUAGAAGGCAUGAUAAUACAUCAGAAUUAUGAUGUAAAAAUGGGAUCCUAUGUAAUUUUUAAAUGUUCUAAAAAUUUUAUCACUGGUAAGACAUUAAUCAUUCAGUAGUAUUAAUGAAAUAGAAAUUCAUACUUUUGUAUGGACAGAGAAUCAAAUUGAUAUUGCAUUUAUAACACUGUCAAGAAACUUUCAUUUUGAGCAGCUUUGUAGUUGAUGGGUGUUUUCUUUUCAAUCGCCAUAUUUGAUUAGUCAUUGAAAAUUGGCACCAGUGAAAUUGUUCACCUGUGUUUGUACAAACCAAUGGUGAGACGCACACUGUUCUAAACUGUGAGGGUGCCCAGGAAAAGGAAAACAAUUCUUUAAAAUUUUUUAAAAAAUUGUUUUUUGUUUGCCAAGGACUCAGGAAAAUUAAAACAUUUUCUAUUUUUAGGAUAAAUCAUAAAUGAAAUAUGUGACUGGCUAUUACUGUUUACCCAUGUAAAAUAUGCUGCUGAAGUUCAUAGUAUUUUACCUUCAAUGGCUGGACAAAAAUUCUUUAAAAAUUUGGACCUGAGAAAUCACAUAAGGAAUGUGUCAUCCAACACGUAGUUCCUCAAUUUUGUCACAAAUCUUUGCGUCAGUAUAUAGGAAGAUGAUUUCCACUUAACAAUGAAAAAACAAAGGUGAAUGCUCUUUUGCAAUCAGAAAGUGGGUUUCUUUUUGUGAUAGAGUAAGCACAUCUAGUACAGUUUUCCCUGCUGAAGCACAAGCCACAGCACAGAGAACUAUGCCCCCUCCAGCGUCUCUCCUCUGUGGCCUCUGGAGGAGGAAGAGUCCGCGCAUGAGGCACGUGGGGAGAGGGGGAGACAGGCCAGCUGGACUCAGGUUGAGGGCUGACAUGAGCAGGUGACGGCUGGCUGUCCGCUGAAAUUGCUCAGGUGCUUCUGAUGCUGCCAACCUCAUGUCAUGAGCUCUGGCAAGGGUUCUCCACCCUGGCAACAUGCUGGAACCGCCCAGGGCGUUCAAAGAGCUACUGAUGCCCGGGCUGUGCCCUAGGCCAGCAGAGCCAGAACCUCUGGGAGAUGGGACCCAGGCAUCUGUAGGCAUCAAAGGCCCCCGGGCGAUUCAGAGGCCGCUCAGGUUGGAAGCCACUGAGCCACAGCGCACUCUUAUGACCAAAGUAAACGAGGAUCAGCUUCCGUGUUCUUUCCUUUACCAGAAAUUUGCAAUAAAAAGAAUAAAGUUU
Molecule: messenger RNA, 3394 nt
Organism: Callorhinus ursinus (northern fur seal)
Lineage: Eukaryota; Metazoa; Chordata; Mammalia; Carnivora; Otariidae
Gene: FAM81A
Product: family with sequence similarity 81 member A
Source: RefSeq, a predicted model, not a curated record